UCCAUCGGUUGAGCAAACGGUCAACAGUCAGUGUGGCAUUUUUCUUCAUUCAAAGUUCGUUGCGCUUUGAUCGAGUUGAAAAUCGAAUUUUUUUGUGGUAUUUUUAAAAACGAAACAAAAAAAACAAGUGAAAAGAAACAAAACUGUGCCAUCGAAGUGUUGUAAGUUAAAGUGCAAAUUUUCUAACCAACGAAAGUGUUAAAGAAAAAGUAAAAUAAAUCAGCGCCAUAACGUGUGGCCGCUUAUCUUAUCGUCGAGUACAAUAAAACCUUUACAGUGAUUUUAUUCACUCAGUGCUGCUAACGCGUGUGUGUGGCUGUGCGGGCUUUCAUUACAUCCAUAACAUUCACUUCAAAGUGAAGGAAAGUGUAUCCUUGGGUGCGUUAUUUGAAUAUCCCGCUAAAGGAAGCCGUUUGAUGUUGGCUGCUGAUUAACUGCUGACCACCCGCAUACUGAAUGUGUGUACAGCCGUUGUCUAUGUAUGUGUGUGUCUGUGUGCGUUUAAUUCAGCCUGUGGUCGUUCGCAACACUACCCGUGAAGUUUGGCAUUAAUUAGCCGUACAGUUGGUGGAAGAAGGCCAACAAAAAAACACGACCGAACCAUAAAAAAAAAAUUUUUUGUCGGUAUAUACCGACAGGGGGAAAAAACUACAACCCCAAAGUGAUAAACGAACAGUAAAGGAAAUAGAAGAGAAGAACAAUACACCACCCAUUCACCAUCCGUCCCGUCCGCCCGUUCGCCCGGCACUCGUGUACGAUCGCACCCUAAUCAACCGAGAACGUCACAGGGUGCGUUUUUUAUGAUUGCAUCGUGAAAUUAUUAUUACCAUAAUCAUCAUCUUCUCCGCCCGGUGAGGCCAGCGAGCAGCAGAGCAGACAUUUGGAGGACGCAGCCGCUAGCCGGACAGCAUCUCGCAAGGAGCAGAGUAAGGAGUUUCUUUUUUCGCCUGCCCCAAAAGCGCACCCCAGUGCGCCCACCCAGUGACACGAUUGCGCUGCUCGACGCGAUGCCGGGUACCUGUCACCGGCUACGAAUACCUUCGAUCGUCUCCAGCCGCUCUUCCAAGAGCGGCGUCGGUACGUCCACCUCCUCCUCCUCAUCCUCCUCUUCCUCGGCCGCCGUCUGCACCGCAGCGGAUGACGAUCUGUUCGGGUGUGAGGGAGCCGUGCCGGCCUCCCCACCGGCCACGGUAAAGAAGGAACGGCACCGGGUCACGAUGAUGGGUGCGGCACGCGUGGGCAAAUCUUCGAUCAUCUCCCAGUUCCUGUACGAGAAGUAUCUGUCCCGGUACAAGCAGACGAUCGAGGAGAUGCACCGCGGCGAGUACGAGCUGCCGGACGGGUCGAGCCUGACGCUGGACAUCCUGGACACGUCCGGAUCGUACCAGUUCCCGGCGAUGCGCGCCCUGUCGAUCAACACGAGCGGUGCGUUCAUACUGGUGUACGCGGUGGACGACGAGGAGACCUGGAACGAGGUGGAACGAUUGCGGGAACAGAUCAUCUCCGUGCGAGGCACCCGCGUACCGAUCGUGAUCGUCGGCAACAAGGCGGACGUACCGGAGGAGGACCGGCAGAUACCGUUCAAGGUCGCCCGGUCCCGGGCCCUGCUCGAGUGGGGCUGCGGCUAUGCGGAAUGUUCGGCCAAAAACAACGAGGGCAUCCUGACCGUCUUCAAGCAGCUGCUGCGCCAGGCGAACAUCGAGUACAAUCUAAGCCCGGCCGUGCGACGCCGCCGGAAGUCGCUGCCGAGCUACACCGGUGCGACCAAUCCGGCCCGGGCCAACUCCGCCAAAUACUAUCUGAAGCGGCACUCCUGCUCGGUACAGUAAAUACUUGGCAGGUGGCAGUUUGAAGUUUGCAGGAGCUCGAAUAAUCUCACCACAACGAUACAUGAGAAACGAAAAAGCCGUUGCGCUGAUAGAACGGGGCAGAGCGGGCGCUGUUUGGUAGCGGUCCGCGUAGGUUAAGCACAAAUGAUGGGCAAAAUAAUUGGGAAUUAUGGCCACCAAGCUGGCGAAAAGGCCGAAAAGGUUUGCUGUAUGUUGUAAAUCGGUUUCACCGUUAAAUUUUGGGGGCACGCUUUUUGAAAAAACAGAGAAGAAAAACAAAACAUAAACAGUAUUUGCCGUUUACAAAAACCGUAACCAAAACCCGUAUUAGUACCAGUAUAUAAUUGCGCGGGGCUUCAGUUUGACGAAUUUACGUGUGUUUUUGUGCGUGGCAGUGGCGGCGCCGAGCGGGUGUGUGUGUGCGUGAAAUUUGAAUGGAGCAACUGUUGUUUGUAUUUUGGGGGCAGUGUGUGCAAGCAGUGAAAGAAGACUAGUUUUUUUACGCAUUUACCUUGGCUAUAUAUAUACACAUAAAUAGUAGAAAAUAAAAACAUACAAAAUCCAAAACGGAACAAAAAUCAGAACAAAUAAGCAGAAAGGAGAAAGAAAACAAACGCAAAACAACACUCCCUCCUCUCCCUUUUUGAUUGGCUACAGUGUAUUUGAUGUUUCUGAAGAAAAAAAAUAAACAAGAAUGCAGUCGUAAACAAAUCAGAAUUUAAGCGUAAAUCGGAACAACCCAAGUACGAAAGCUAAAGGGGAGGGCGAUGAUGAUGACGAUGGUGGUUGGAAUCGAAAAUUCAAUUUGACCAAAAUUGCUGCGUUUUGAUACUGAAGGGGUCAAGGGAAAAGGGGGGGGGGAGUAGCAGGGAGUAUAGAAGGGUGAGGGUUGGCAAGCACGACCUCCCCCCCCUUACGUUUGUUGCACUGUUUGGCAUUGGCGCUUUCGCAUUGGCUUGGCCGGGUGAAAUGGCGUUGUUGUUGUUGCUGGUUUCUGCUGUGAGAAGGAUAUAUAAUAGAAAAAAGUGCGCUUUGCACGCUUGGCGCAGGGAAAGCCGAAGGGAACUGGAAGAGGGAAUUCCCUGAAAAAGGAACCCCUGCUAAUGGCGGUUUGGUAGAAAAAAAAUGCAAAAAAAAGAGAAAGAGACACACAGAGUUGGAGAGAAUUCAAUGUCUUUGACGUAUUUUGAACCUGCGUACGAUGCGUAUACUUUUAUGCUGAAAUAUACAAUAAAAGAAAAACAAUAACAUAUAUGAAAAUAC
Molecule: messenger RNA, 3092 nt
Organism: Anopheles arabiensis
Lineage: Eukaryota; Metazoa; Arthropoda; Insecta; Diptera; Culicidae
Product: ras-related protein Rap-2b-like
Exons: 3
Coding region: 1008-1829 (273 amino acids)
Molecular function (GO): GTP binding; GTPase activity
Source: RefSeq, a predicted model, not a curated record